UCUGAGCCAGACCAGUCUGCCAGAACAGCCGUUCAACGCCGCCCCUGCGUCCAAGCUUUUCAACCAAGCACGCAACAGCCACCACGCGGCCUGUGAGCAGCCCACGGACAACAUGGCUACCACCGUCAACUACAAGGACAGCAUUCAGGCUGCUCAGCCCCCGGCUCCCGGAGUUGUCAGCGAUAAGGAGGAUGACAACCACUCCUCCCAGGGCUCCUCUAACAGCGAGACUGUCGGCGAGAUCAGCCAGCUCGAGAAGCAGGGCAACGCCCACUUCAAGCGUCUUGGAUGGAAGCGUCUCACGGUCGUUCUCAUCGUCGAGGCCAUCGCUCUCGGCAGUCUGAGCAUGCCCGCCGCUUUCGCCACACUGGGCAUGGUAGCUGGUGUCAUCCUGACGGUGGGACUCGGCCUCAUCGCCAUCUACACCAGUUACGUUGUUGGUCAGGUCAAGCUCAAGUUCCCCGAGGUCUCGCAUUACGCCGAUGCUGGCAGACUCAUGUUCGGCAAAGUCGGUUACGAGAUUGUAUCGGUCAUGUUUGUGCUCCAGCUCACCUUUUUGGUCGGUAGCCACUGCUUGACCGGCACAAUCGCGUUCCUCAACAUCACUGGCAACGGCGCUUGCUCUCUGGUCUUUGGCGUAGUCUCUGCCAUCAUCUUGCUGAUUGUGGCUAUCCCGCCAUCUUUCGCCGAGGUCGCCAUUCUUGGCUACAUCGACUUCGUCUCAAUCAUUGCUGCCAUUCUCAUCACCAUGAUUGCCACCGGCAUCACCCGCGGCGAGCACGCCGCCGAUGUUGCCGCUGCGGUACCCUGGUCGGCCUGGCCCACGGAGGAUCUCACCUUCUCCAAGGCAUUUGUUGCUAUUACCAACAUUGUCUUCGCUUACAGCUUUGCCGUUUGCCAGUUCUCCUUCAUGGACGAGAUGCACACUCCCAAGGACUUUGUCAAGUCUAUCUGGGUUCUUGGUAUCGUCGAAAUCAUCAUCUACACCUUGACUGGUGCGGUCAUCUACUACUCGGUCGGUGCUGGUGUCAAGUCGCCCGCUCUGCUGUCUGCCGGCCCGCUCAUCUCCAAGGUCGCCUUCGGCGUUGCGCUUCCCGUCAUCUUCAUCUCGGGUUCGAUCAAUACCACCGUUGUUACCCGUUACAUUCACGGACGUGUCUACAAGAACUCUGUCGUUCGCUUCAUCAACACCCCCAAGGGCUGGACUACCUGGCUGGCUCUCGUCAGCUUUAUUACCCUCAUUGCCUGGGUCAUCGCCGAGGCCAUUCCGUUCUUCUCUGAUCUGUUGUCAAUCAGCUCGGCGCUCUUCAUUUCCGGCUUCACCUUUUACUUCCCGGCCAUCAUGUGGUUUAUGCUGAUUCGGGAGGGCUCGCUGUUUGAGAAGAAGAACUUGGCCAAGGGAAUCUUCAACUUGCUCAUCCUGAUCAUUGGUAUUGUUGUCCUUGUUGGCGGUACCUACUCUGCCAUUGUCGACAUUAUCGAAUCUUACGAGUCAGGCAAGGUCCGUGGCGCUUUCACUUGUGCGCCUUUCGAGUAAGCGACCCAGCAGAAUGGUACCCAAAGAGUACCGGCUUUACGAAAACGCGGCUGCGCGCUUGCUGGCGUACCGAUGUUGUGUAUCUGUUUCAAGUUUGUUCUAAGAGUAUGGCGUUAUUCAUUCAUCGAUGCCAAAGCAAUAUCCCUCAGCCUUGGAGGGUUACCAUUACAACUGGAGUUUGGUUGGCCAGCAUAGCAUUGUGAUACGGUGUUUGGGGUUCUGACAAUGUUACUUUGUCGAAAUGGUAAUGAAGGGAUUUAUCAUGCCGUCUCUGUAUUCGUGGCAAAGCGUCCUGUGUUGUUGUCGUGGUAAUUGUCCUGGUAGUGGUGAUCCCUCUAAAUGUCACAUUGAAUGAACCAAUUCCACCAUGGACCCUACAACAUGAUAUUUAUACCUCGAAGGUAACGCAAAUCUAUUACUACAACUUGUCAAAACGACGCCCUUGAGACCAUCGAAAGUACCUUCUAG
Molecule: messenger RNA, 2005 nt
Organism: Microdochium trichocladiopsis
Lineage: Eukaryota; Fungi; Ascomycota; Sordariomycetes; Xylariales; Microdochiaceae
Product: transmembrane amino acid transporter protein-domain-containing protein
Exons: 3
Coding region: 113-1537 (474 amino acids)
Biological process (GO): amino acid transmembrane transport
Cellular component (GO): vacuolar membrane
Molecular function (GO): amino acid transmembrane transporter activity
Source: RefSeq, a predicted model, not a curated record